This is a messenger RNA of Salmo salar (Atlantic salmon), 4471 nucleotides long. RefSeq names its product SH3 domain-binding protein 5-like. Gene Ontology annotation, biological process: intracellular signal transduction. Lineage: Eukaryota; Metazoa; Chordata; Actinopteri; Salmoniformes; Salmonidae. Gene Ontology annotation, cellular component: cytoplasm. The record is from RefSeq and is a predicted model, not a curated record. Gene Ontology annotation, molecular function: protein kinase inhibitor activity.
AGGGAAGAGAUGGGGGGAUGACAUGUCAUGACAAGGCAGAAGGACUGGUUUGUCUAAAGCUACAGUAUUUUACUGGUUCACGCUACACCACAGAUAAUAUGAUGACGUUAUCUGGCGUAAAUGGAGCUACAGCUUGAGCUAGCUAGCUAGCUAUAUGUACCUGCAAGUUCAGCGAACUAGCAGCUAGCUAACCUUAGCUAGUUAGCCUGCCAAGGAAAGCAAUGGCUUGAUUACAGCAUUUAGCUAGCAAACAACAGAUAUCUAUCUAGCUGCUAGUUUAGAUAGGAAUAGGUGCUGAUUGCAAACGUGGAUUUCCAACAUGUGGUGCAUAUAGCACGUAUUUAAACAUUUUAUACGACUUGUAUAAAUUUACAUUUCAUAUUUUGUCGAGUAAACCCCCGGGCCACAAAUGGAGCCAGGGAGUUCGCGUGAAAAUCCAUCCGGCUCUGGGGGUCCCGAAGUGGCGGGCCUACGUGAGGAGACCCCCGGCGAAGAGGCUGAGGAUGGGGACAACUGCAUCCUGAAAGGAGGAGGAGAUGGAGGCAACGAAAAUACUAUGGACAAGAUGAAAACAGAAUGUAAGGAUGAUGCUGUUACUGGGGAAAAGAUUGAGGAUGCUGAUGAAGGCAAAUAUGAAGAGGAAUUGGACCCUCGAAUUCAGGAGGAGCUAGAACACCUGAAUCAGGCCAGUGAUGAGAUCAACAAGCUGGAACUGAAACUGGAUGAUGCUAGGUCCAGCUACAGGAGGAUCCUCACUGACUCAGCCAGGAAGCUCAAUGCUCAGGGCUCCCAGCUAGGCACCUGUAUCGAGAAGGCCAGGCCCUACUACGAAGCCCGCAGACUAACCAAAGAGGCCCAGCAGGAGACGCAGAAGGCAGCGCUGCGGUACGAGAGAGCCGUCUCCAUGCAUACGGCUGCCAGAGAGAUGGUGUACGUGGCAGAGCAGGGGCUCCUAGCAGACAGGAACACUCUGGACCCCACCUGGCAGGAGAUGCUCAACCACGCCACCUCCAAGGUGAACGAGGCAGAGGAGGAGCGGCUGCGAAGUGAGAGGGAGCACCAGCGGGUCACUCAGCUGUGCCAGGAGGCAGAACAACGAGUCCAGACCCUCCAGAAAUCCCUGAAGAGGGUCAUCGUCAAGUCCAAACCUUACUUUGAGCUCAAGGCUCAGUUCAACCACAUACUAGAGGAGCACAAGGCGAAUGUGGUGCAGCUGGAAGAACGUGUCGCAAAGGUGAAGAUGCGCUACUCCGUCGCCCUGCGCAACCUGGAGCAAAUCAGCGAGCAGAUCCAUGCUCAGAGGGGGCGUGUCCGAGCCACCAGGGCCCACCCCGUAGCCUGCGGUGGGCGGAGCUCCCCAGUGGGGGCGGAGGCUGAGGUCAGAGUUCAGGUUGGAGGAGCCUGUGGCAGAGGAGGAGGCUUGGAGGAGAAGGACUGGGCUGAUGGAGAGAAGACCAGGCAGUGGGUGGAGAGACACAGAGAGCAGGGCUGGGGACACAAGGAGAGGGGAGAGGCAGGGUCAGACUCCAUGUCUGACAUCAGCCUCCAGACCAUCGCCUCGGAUCUGGGGAAGUGUGACUCGGUGGAGCACCUGGGGGAUCUGAGUGACGUGAGCAGCCUGAUGGGAGAGGACUGGGAGAGGGAGAGGGACCAGUCCUUGAUAGCUGAGAACAGAGACAGAGAUGGGAACCCCAGGGCAGAGGAGAGAGUUGUGAGGGAUGUGAGCAGCCUGAUGGGAAAGGACUGGGAAAAGGAGAGGUCCUUGAUAGCUAAGAACAGAGACGGGAACCCCAAGGCAGAGGAGAGAGUUGUGAGGGACGUUGUCAUCCCCACUCCAAGGCAGGAUAGAUUGGAGGAGGUGAGGGAGGCGAUAGGGAGAGAGAGACAGGAGAGCUUUGUCAAGCAGCACCACAGAAGUGUGAGUUUGUGAGUCCAGAAGAAUAGAAUGGACCGACAGUGACACUACUAGAUCACAACACUAGCGAGACACGCAGAGAGUGAGGAAUGGGAGUCAGGGAAGAAAUAUAUGGUAAAGUACUGGUAUUUAUUGUUAAUGCACAUACUUUUAAUAUUGUUUUGUUCAUGCAGACCUGUGCCAUUGAUUUGAAUCUUUUGACUGUUUUAAAGUUGAUUUGCACAUGAUGACAGUACUUGUGGAGUUUUGUUUUUCCCUUUUCCCAGUCCUUACCUCUUCACCCAACCAUCAUUGUUCCCCCUUUGUUACCUGGCUGUCCCCCCUUCUUUUACCUGUUCAAUAACACAUUUUCUCUUCUGUUUUUCACACUAAUUGGUUUAUUUAAUUACCCAUUAUUUUUCCAUUUGUUACUCAUUCAGUUAAUCCUUGUAAACUGCCUGUUCUCCUUUUAACUACUUCAGUACCACCUUAGUUUUUCAUCUUUGACUGUUACAUAACCUGGUCAGCAUCAUCCUUGUUACCUGGCUGUUCUCUUGUCUUAACCUGGUCUAUAUCAUCCUUGUUACCUGGCUGUUCUCUUCUCUUAACCUGGUCUAUAUCAUCCUUGUUACCUGGCUGUUCUCUUGUCUUAACCUGGUCUAUAUCAUCCUUGUUACCUGGCUGUUCCCUUCUCUUAACCUGGUCAACAUCAUCCUUGUUACCUGGCUGUUCUCUUCUCUUAACCUGAUCUAUAUCAUCCUUGUUACCUGGCUGUUCCCUUCUCUUAACCUGGUCUAUAUCAUCCUUGUUACCUGGCUGUUCUCUUGUCUUAACCUGGUCAGCAUCAUCCUUGUUACCUGGCUGUUCUCUUCUCUUAACCUGGUCAGCAUCAUCCUUGUUACCUGGCUGUUCUCUUGUCUUAACCUGGUCUAUAUCAUCCUUGUUACCUGGCUGUUCCCUUCUCUUAACCUGGUCAGCAUCAUCCUUGUUACCUGGCUGUUCUCUUGUCUUAACCUGGUCAGCAUCAUCCUUGUUACCUGGCUGUUCCCUUCUCUUAACCUGGUCAGCAUCAUCCUUGUUACCUGGCUGUUCUCUUCUCUUAACCUGGUCAGCAUCAUCCUUGUUACCUGGCGGUUCUCUUGUCUUAACCUGGUCAGCAUCAUCCUUGUUACCUGGCUGUUCCCUUCUCUUAACCUGGUCAGCAUCAUCCUUGUUACCUGGCUGUUCUCUUGUCUUAACCUGGUCAGCAUCAUCCUUGUUACCUGGCUGUUCCCUUCUCUUAACCUGGUCUAUAUCAUCCUUGUUACCUGGCUGUUCUCUUGUCUUAACCUGGUCAGCAUCAUCCUUGUUACCUGGCUGUUCCCUUCUCUUAACCUGGUCAGCAUCAUCCUUGUUACCUGGCUGUUCUCUUGUCUUAACCUGGUCUAUAUCAUCCUUGUUACCUGGCUGUUCUCUUCUCUUAACCUGGUCAGCAUCAUCCUUGUUACCUGGCUGUUCUCUUCUCUUAACCUGGUCUAUAUCAUCCUUGUUACCUGGCUGUUCCCUUCUCUUAACCUGGUCAGCAUCAUCCUUGUUACCUGGCUGUUCUCUUCUCUUAACCUGGUCAACAUCAUCCUUGUUACCUGGCUGUUCUCUUCUCUUAACCUGGUCUAUAUCAUCCUUGUUACCUGGCUGUUCCCUUCUCUUAACCUGGUCAACAUCAUCCUUGUUACCUGGCUGUUCUCUUGUCUUAACCUGGUCUAUAUCAUCCUUGUUACCUGGCUGUUCCCUUCUCUUAACCUGGUCAGCAUCAUCCUUGUUACCUGGCUGUUCUCUUCUCUUAACCUGGUCAGCAUCAUCCUUGUUACCUGGCUGUUCUCUUGUCUUAACCUGGUCUAUAUCAUCCUUGUUACCUGGCUGUUCUCUUGUCUUAACCUGGUCAGCAUCAUCCUUGUUACCUGGCUGUUCUCUUGUCUUAACCUGGUCAGCAUCAUCCUUGUUACCUGGCUGUUCUCUUCUCUUAACCUGGUCAGCAUCAUCCUUGUUACCUGGCUGUUCCCUUCUCUUAACCUGGUCAGCAUCAUCCUUGUUACCUGGCUGUUCUCUUCUCUUAACCUGGUCUAUAUCACAUUUGCUGCUCCCCACAAUGUUCCCACUACCCCCAUUCCAUUCGCUGAUAAAUGCUGAUUUGGGAUCAGUGGUCAGUUGGUCAGUCCCAAAUGGCACCCUAUUCCCUAUAUAGUGCACAAGGGCCCAUAGGGCCCUGGUCAAAUGUAGUGCACUAUGUAGGGAAUAGGGUGUGUGAAGCAUUAAUGGAAAGUCUUCUCAUUUACCUGCUCCACUUGACACCGUGGUUUAUUUGUUCAUGUAAAUGGACCGCAUCCCAAAUACAGCUGUACUACAUUCCUUACAUAGUGCUCUACUUAUGGGGCCUUGUCAAAAGUAGUACACUAUGUAGGGAACAGGGUGCUAUUUAAAGUGUAGUUGAUGUAUAAUAAUAAUAAUAAUGAUGAUAUGAAUGUUAAUUUAUUAAUCAUGUACAUGGUAAUUUAUGGAAUGUGAUGCUAUUUCCAAGUAUUAAACUUUGAUUUAACACAA